UAGAACAUAGAUUUACUACAAAAGCAAAUAUAUUAAAUUACAACUAGUACUGAUUUUGAUUUAUUUUUAAUGCCUGCGCUUAACACAUCUGGCGAUAUAAUGGAAUCCAGUUCACCAAAGAUGUCGAGAAUCAGCCAGACUAAAAACUCACCAAAUCGGCGUAGUUCGCCCCAACCUCUAAAAUUUAGAUCCUUUGACGCCUUUUACCAAGAUUACAGCAAAAAAAAUACGUAUGAAGUUUCCCAGCACAGGACACCUCUAACACAAAACGCGAGUUCCAAUAAUAAAUCCUCACAUUACAACAUUAUAACAACAGAUUCCUCCAAGAAACUUGACAGCAAAUGUGGUGUUUCCUCCGAAGCUUCAAAGCCGAAGGUUACCUACACAAUUGAAGACUAUAACAUUAAAGGCAGGGUAAAGAGGCUUUGUGAAAUAUUCCAAAAGGCACGAAAUGAUAAUCAUUACCGUUCCCAACUUGAAAAGGUCAUAUCAAACAAUAAGCUCAAUUCUAAGAAGCCUGUUCCGAGCACUAGUAAACAUGUGUCAGAUCCACAAAAUGACCCUCAAAAUUACCAGUAUCAACAGCAAAUGUGUAUAAAGAGGGAUCAGAACACUAUGACUGAAACUGAUUCACUGCAACUUAAGUUUGCUCAGGGCUCUGAUUUACCAAAUCUAGACCAUGAGGAGGUUAUUUUCAACACUCCUUUGAGGUUUCAAAGUCCUUCAAGGGGACCUGUUGAUGACUAUGAUUACAGGCCUGGGUAUCCAUCACCAAAGAUUGAUUCUCCUCUGAUGUCUUCUCAGUUUGUUGAUGAGAAACGUGCUCCAACAAUUGAAGAAAUAUCUUCAAUGCUUUCUGCUCAGAAACUUACUCCAACAUAUUCCCAAAAUGAGGUUUCAGUCUCCAAUACUCUUGAUAAAAACGCCCUUAUUGAUGACAUUCUAAACAACUUUAUGAACGAUCCUGAGUUUUGUGAUACGUUCUUCUCAAAACUCGAGACUCUUAACCUUUACAAUAAUCCUAACACUGCGGAGUUUUCUAAACUCAUUGAUGAACUCCAGUUCCUAGUCGAAAAUGACAGUAACAUUGAUAAUCUCACCAAGCUCGACUCUGUCGACCACAAGAAGGACUUUGAAUGGUUCUUUAAUCAGCCUAAGGUCUUUGACUUUAGUGUUCAAGAUCAGAACAAUGCAGUUGAUCACAAGCCUCAUCUCUUUGAGAAUGACUCUAAUAUCACUUCUUCUACCUCCACUGAGUAUAAUCUUCUCCUUGAGCAGUCUUCUUCUGAUUCCCUAGAAUCUCUUUUGGAAUCUUCUCAACUUCAUACCACUGAAGAUGCCAAGACUGAAGUCUCCAAUACUGUCGACGCUAAUGCUAUAGAGGAGUCAAAUGUUGAAGAUACUCAAUUAGUUGAAGAUUCCAAAACCGAAGAGGAUUCUAAGGUUGAAGACCCCCAAACUGAAGAGGAUUCUAAGGUUGAAGACCCCCAAACUGAAGAGGAUUCUAAGGUUGAAGAGAUUAAUACUGAACUCCUUAAUGUAGUUGAGGAUCAUAACAUUGAAGACCUUAAUAAUGAGGAUCACAAUACUGAUGAUACUAAUACCCUUGAAGACUCUAAUGCAGUUGAGGAUCCUAAUACUGAUGACCUUAGUGAGGAUCCAAAUACCGAAGAAUCUAAUGUAGUUGAGGAUCUCAAUACUGAACACUCCAAUGUAGUUGAAACUCUGAAGACAGAAAAGUCUGAACCGGUGCCAGUGGUUGAAAUUGACUUAAUGGAGGAAAAUCAGCCAGACUUUUCCGACUUUGAGAAGUUCAACCUUGAAUCCGGCUUCAACUCUCAUCUCAGCAAACACUUUGACUGGAUCAAUACUAACAAUUAGCCUUGUUAAUAUUCUAAUUCCACUCA
Theileria parva strain Muguga is the source of this 1907-nucleotide messenger RNA. RefSeq lists its product as uncharacterized. Bases 70 to 1881 code for a protein of 603 amino acids. The record is from RefSeq and is a predicted model, not a curated record. The transcript has 2 exons. NCBI's taxonomy places the organism in Eukaryota, Apicomplexa, Aconoidasida, Piroplasmida, Theileriidae.